AUCUGGGGCUUUUCUCUCUCCUGUUCCAAAGCUCUUCGCUCUCGAGCGAUUCGUUCACCUCCAAGCCCUAACCCUAGAUCGAGUUCCCUCCCUUUUUACUCAAACCUUUGUCUGCGCGCGGGACAUUUGUGUUCCGAAACAAGGAUCGAAACAAGUAUCGAAACCCUAGCCGCAGUCGAUUGCGAGCAAGCGACCUCGUUCGAGCUAGGGUUUGAGAAAAAUCGAAUUGUUUCGGACUCGAUUCGCUUUGUGUGUUGGUUGGUUGGUUUGCUGCUGGAUCACAAAUGUCUCGGUGUUUUCCGUACCCUCCUCCUGGGUACGUGAAGAAGGGGAUCCACGAUGAGGCCCUGAUCGAUUCGAUUAAGCUCCAAAGAGAAGAUGAGAAGGCCAAGAAAGAAAAGAAGAGGGAGAAAAAAGGAGAGAAGAAAGAAAAGAAGGCUCGAAAAAAUGGGGAGCCUGAAAAUAAGAAGCAGAGUCAUAAGAAAAGGCACAAAGUUGAAAGGCAACAAGAAGACAAGAAAGGUACAGACAAUGGAAAGAAGAGAAAACAUGAAACGGAAAACCUUGACAAGAGUGACCUUACUGAAGAACAUGAGCAACCCGUUGGUUCCCAGAACUCUUCUGAUAGCACCGUUAACAGCAACAAAAGGCAGAAGCAGGACUCUCCCCCUGAUGGCAGGCAAAAUUCUGCAAGCAUUCUUCGGAUCCGGUUGCCUCUCCAAAGGCACAAAGAUCCUGAACUGCUACCCAGUGAGGAGCAGCCUUGCCGGUUCCCUCUCAAAUCGCACAAAGAUCCAGUGGUGCUAUCCAGAGAGAAACAACCUUGCCAGUUGCCUCUCCAAAAGCACAAGGAUCCAGUAGUGCUACCCAAAGAGGAACAGCCUUGCCGGUUGUCUCUUCAAAGGAACAAAGAUCCAGAAGUGCUACCCAGUCCUGAACAGCCUUGCCGGUUGUCUCUCCAAAGGCAAAAAGGUGCAGAAGUUAUACCCAGCCAGGAACAGCCUUCCAGGUUUUCUUUCCAAAGGCCUAAAGGUACAGAUGUUCUCCCCAGCCAGGAACAGCCUUCCCGGUUGUUCCUCCAAAGGCCCAAAGGUCCAGAAGUGCUACCCAGCCAAGAACAGCCUUGCUCUUCCUCAGGAAGGACAGAUAAUGCCUUUGUUGAAGGACUGCAAGAACCUGCUCCUAAACAAGGCAUAGAGGAGGGACAGCAUCCGUGCGCUACUUCUGGAAAUGCUAGCAAUGAACGCUCUUCCAGGCGUGGUAAAGAAAAACACCGAAAGUCUGGCAGUGGUUCUCUUCCUUCACAAUACAGAGAGCUAAUUGAAAACUGGGUUCAACCUCCUCUCUCACAAUGUCUUCACAUGGAUGUCGACGAUGAGGGAUGGUUUGAGGCAAAGACAAAAUGGAAUUGUGGCGUUGAGAAACCUACAGUCGUCAGUGACAGCCUGAGCUAUGGUGACGCAACGUCUUGGCCAUGUGCUCGCCUCUUCCCGGAGUCCGAUAUAUAUGCAUUGCCAUACACAGUACCGUUCUAAACCCCCGCCUGGAAAGUGGAAGAUUGACAAGUGAGGAGCUGAAAGCGCCAGUGAACUUU
Molecule: messenger RNA, 1594 nt
Organism: Pyrus x bretschneideri (Chinese white pear)
Lineage: Eukaryota; Viridiplantae; Streptophyta; Magnoliopsida; Rosales; Rosaceae
Product: stress response protein nst1
Exons: 3
Coding region: 285-1535 (416 amino acids)
Source: RefSeq, a predicted model, not a curated record